Messenger RNA from Larimichthys crocea (large yellow croaker), 6952 nucleotides. Its product is annotated as mitogen-activated protein kinase kinase kinase kinase 4. Gene Ontology annotation, molecular function: protein kinase activity; ATP binding. The coding region runs from base 249 to 4334 and encodes 1361 amino acids. Gene Ontology annotation, biological process: protein phosphorylation. The record is from RefSeq and is a predicted model, not a curated record. NCBI's taxonomy places the organism in Eukaryota, Metazoa, Chordata, Actinopteri, Sciaenidae. Gene Ontology annotation, cellular component: cytosol. The transcript is spliced from 32 exons.
GUCUCCGGUCCAGCUUGACGCAGGCGGCGCAGCCAGGCUGGGAGCGAGCGGACCCGCGGCUGCUGCCACCUCAACAUGGAGUAGCGAGCUCGCAGCGUCUCACUAACCAGCGGAUCCCACCAGAAGAGGAAUACGAGACCGGGGGCCUGCGUGUCGAUUCAGCCGCCGAGGAGCCCCGCCAAUGAUACAGCGGCGGGUGUUUGUUUUUUUCGUUCACUCUUAGGAAAGCUCGGCUUUUUAUUUGAAAGAUGGCGAACGACUCUCCAGCUAAAAGUCUAGUAGACAUAGACUUGGCUUCAUUGCGGGAUCCAGCUGGGAUAUUUGAAUUGGUGGAGGUAGUUGGAAAUGGCACCUAUGGACAAGUAUACAAGGGACGUCAUGUCAAGACUGGACAGCUGGCUGCCAUCAAAGUCAUGGACGUCACAGAGGAUGAAGAGGAGGAAAUUAAACUGGAGAUCAACAUGCUGAAGAAGUAUUCCCACCACCGAAACAUAGCCACCUACUACGGCGCGUUCAUUAAAAAGAGCCCCCCGGGACACGAUGACCAGCUCUGGUUGGUGAUGGAGUUCUGUGGAGCUGGUUCGAUCACAGACCUGGUGAAGAACACCAAGGGGAACCAGCUGAAGGAAGACUGGAUCGCCUACAUCUCCAGAGAGAUCCUCAGGGGUCUUGCCCACCUCCAUGCUCACCACGUCAUCCAUCGUGACAUCAAGGGCCAGAACGUCCUGUUGACCGAGAAUGCUGAAGUCAAACUAGUGGACUUUGGCGUGAGCGCUCAGCUCGACCGGACAGUGGGGAGGAGGAACACCUUCAUCGGGACCCCUUAUUGGAUGGCACCUGAGGUCAUCGCUUGCGACGAGAACCCAGACGCCACGUACGAUUACAGAAGUGAUCUGUGGUCUUGCGGUAUCACAGCUAUUGAAAUGGCUGAAGGAGCGCCACCGCUUUGUGACAUGCACCCGAUGCGUGCGCUCUUCCUCAUUCCAAGAAACCCUCCUCCUAGACUCAAAUCUAAAAAAUGGUCCAAAAAGUUUUUCAGCUUCAUCGAGGGCUGCCUGGUGAAAAACUACACGCAGCGCCCCCCGACAGAGCAGCUGCUCAAGCACCCCUUCAUCCGAGACCAGCCCAACGAGAGGCAAGUCCGCAUUCAGCUCAAAGACCACAUCGACCGCACCAAGAAGAAGAGGGGAGAGAAGGAUGAGACUGAGUACGAGUACAGUGGCAGUGAGGAGGAGGAAGAAGAUCCUCCAGAGCAGGAGGGAGAGCCCAGUUCUAUUGUCAAUGUGCCAGGUGAGUCAACUCUGCGCCGCGACUUCAUCCGGCUGCAGCAGGAGAACAAGGAACGUUCAGAAGCGCUCCGCCGCCAGCAGCUCCUCCAGGAGCAGCAGCUCCGGGAGCAAGAGGAGUACAAACGCCAACUACUGGCCGAGAGGCAGAAACGUAUCGAGCAACAGAAGGAGCAGAGGAGGCGGCUGGAGGAGCAACAGCGUCGCGAACGGGAGAUGAGGAGGCAACAGGAGCGCGAGCAGCGUCGCCGCGAGCAAGAGGACAAGAGACGUAUAGAGGAGAUGGAUCGUCGACGUAAGGAAGAGGAGGAACGUCGGCGGGCCGAAGACGAGAAGAGACGGAAUGAUCGCGAACAGGAGUACAUCAGGCGUCAGCUGGAGGAGGAGCAGAGACACCUGGAGAUGCUGCAGGAGCAGCUGCUCCGUGAACAGGCCAUGCUGCUGGCUGACGAGCGGUACCGUAAGAACAUUCAGGGCUCCCCUCAGACCGCCCCUCCUCCCAAGCAGCCCCCUCUGCCUCCCCGCUCCUCUGAACCGUUCUCCAAUGGCGGCUCCUCCUCCGAGGCCUCCGCCAUGCACCGGCCCAUGGAGCCUCAGGUCCAGUGGUCCCACAUGGCCGCUCUAAAAAGCAGCAACAGCGCCGCCCCCUCUCCUCCUCCUCCUCCUCCGCCCGUGGUCUCUCGCUCCCAGUCCUUCAGCGAGCCCGGCGGCGUGACCUCUAGCUUUGCACAACUCCACCUGCGUUCCCAGGAACCCCACCAUCACCACCACCAACACCACCACCCAUCGCCCGCACGCACUGACCCCCAGCCCCAACCUCCCCUCCACCACCCUCAGGGCCACACUAGGGCCGAACACCAGGCCAGCAGCGAGGAGGUACCUCCCAAGGUCCCGGUGAGGACAACAUCCAGGUCUCCGGUGCUGUCACGCCGGGAGUCCCCUUUGCCAUCACAGCCCAGCAACCAGGGUGGACAGAGGAACGCUGGCAGUAAUGUGGAGCAGCGUCCGCUGUGGGACCGAGUGGAGAAGCUGCAGCCUCGGCCGGGCAGCGGCAGCUCCUCCGGCUCCUCCAACUCUGGAUCCCAAGCCAGUCCUGGAGACCGCUUCAGGCCACGCUGUGAGUCCCCUGCUUCCUCCAAAUCUGAAGGGUCGCCUCUCCAGCGGCCUGAAAACGUUCCCAAAAAACAAGAUGAAAAGAACCUUGCCAGACCUACUCGACCAGCUGGUGACGCGGAUCUGACAGCUCUAGCGAAGGAGCUCCGUGCCGUAGACGACGUGAGGCCUCCCCACAAGGUCACCGACUACUCCUCCUCGAGCGAGGAGUCGGGCACCACUGACGAUGAAGAUGAAGAGGAGGUGGAUCAGGAGGCGGGAGACGAGUCCACCUCCGGAGCUGAGGACUCGAGGGCUGGAUAUCUUCACGGCUUCUGCAGGAGGCUGAGUAACGGGGAGACGGAGUCCGCUAAGACCAUGCUGGUUGAGGACUCGGAGAGCGACCAAGCCAUCACGCCCUCCAAGGAUGGCACGCUGGUCAUCAGACAGAGCACCGUUGACAUAAAGCGGUUGGUCAAUCUCUCAUCCUCAUCUUCCUCGGCUGGCCCUGGCCACGGCCACGACCAGCCCCAACCCCUCGGCCACGGCCUGCCAGAGAAAAACGGCUUUGCAGGCCGCAUACACCACCUACCAGACCUUAUCCAGCAGAGCCAUCACUCCCCUUCCUCUUCCACAACCAUCCCUUCCUCCUCCUCCUCGUCCUCCUCCUCUUCCUCCUUCCCCUCAUCAUCUAGCUAUGCCAGUCCUGCCAUGUCCCCACAGAACCCCCUGGACAAGUUCACUGCCAUCGAGUCGCAGUCGGAAAGCAACUCCAUGUCCAAACACAAGUCUUCCUCUUCCUUCACUCCCUUCAUCGACCCCCGCCUGCUCCAGAUCUCUCCAUCCAGCGGCAGCUCCCUCAACAACAUGGCAGGAUUUGGGCAGGACGGACGGCUGGCGGACCCGCUGAGGGCCGACCCGUCCCGCAAAGGCUCAGUGGUCAACGUCAACCCGGUUAACACGCGCCCGCCGAGCGACACGCCAGAGAUUCGCAAGUACAAGAAGAGGUUCAACUCUGAGAUCCUGUGUGCUGCACUCUGGGGAGUGAACCUGCUGGUGGGGACAGAGAGCGGUCUGAUGCUGCUGGACCGAAGCGGUCAAGGGAAGGUCUACCCCCUGAUCAACAGACGACGCAUCCAGCAGAUGGAUGUCCUGGAAGGACUCAAUGUCUUGGUCACUAUAUCAGGUAAAAAGAACAAGCUGCGAGUUUAUUACCUGUCGUGGCUGAGAAACAAGAUUUUGCACAACGACCCUGAGGUGGAGAAGAAGCAGGGUUGGGUUAACGUGGGCGACCUGGAGGGUUGCGUCCACUACAAAGUCGUGAAAUACGAGAGGAUUAAGUUUUUGGUGUUGGCCUUGAAGAACGCGGUGGAGGUGUACGCCUGGGCACCCAAACCCUACCACAAAUUCAUGGCCUUUAAGUCUUUCGGUGACCUGGUGCACAAACCUCUGCUGGUUGACCUGACUGUGGAGGAAGGUCAGAGGUUAAAGGUCAUCUACGGCUCCUGCUCAGGCUUCCACGCUGUGGAUGUGGACUCCGGCGCUGUCUACGACAUCUACCUGCCCACACAUAUCCAGACCAGCAUUCAGUGCCAUGCCAUCAUCAUCUUGCCCAACACUGACGGGAUCGAGCUGCUGGUUUGUUACGAGGACGAGGGCGUGUACGUCAACACCUACGGACGCAUCACCAAGGAUGUGGUGCUGCAGUGGGGAGAAAUGCCAACUUCAGUGGCCUACAUUAGGUCGAACCAGAUCAUGGGCUGGGGUGAGAAGGCCAUAGAGAUCCGCUCAGUUGAGACGGGACACCUGGAUGGCGUCUUCAUGCACAAGAGAGCCCAGAGACUCAAGUUCCUGUGCGAGAGGAAUGACAAGGUUUUCUUUGCCUCCGUGCGUCCUGGAGGAGCCAGCCAGGUGUAUUUCAUGACCCUGGGACGCACUUCUCUUAUGAGCUGGUAGUCGAUAUCCCACCACACCAGCCGACGCGACGAUCCCAAACCGAAGCGGAGACAAACAGAUGACGAUUGUGACUAUGACCAAUGACGACGAAGAAGAGAAUCGCCUUGAGCCUGAGACCCCGAGGGGGACGGCUUCCUCUCACCUGCUCGGGCGAACAAACCGAUUGGACUGUAACCAUGAAAAGAAGCGAGAGGGAGAGCAUGGUUGUGUGUUCUGUGUGGGGUGUGAUCUGUUUGUGUUGCGUCGUCACAAGUCACACCGAGUGUACUAUUAACCAAUAUUACGACAACAGAAAACCCCCCACCAGCCUCCAGGUUUUUCUCACCUAACUUCCCCCACCCUCCCGCUGCCCAACUUUUGAGCCGAUCCCCUGCUCCUCUUCCUCUGCAGGACGUGGGAUCUGUUGCUUGUCGAUGGUAAAUCUUUAUGUGUCAUAGUAAAACUUUGCAUCGUGUACGUGUGUUGAACGGAGGAAAAACACUGAGCAUGUAACCAACGGGACGAUAACGAGGCUAAACGCAGCCUCUUUUUUUUUUUUUUGCCGCAUCAAAGAAGGCGAAUACUGUUAACGUGCCACACCUCGAGUGGAGCUGUUCCGUAGCUGCGUUUAGUCCAGAUCCCGUUCAGGUAAAAAUUAACUCUUAUUCCCACCACGGUAGAUUUUCACGUCAAGCAUGUCGUUUAACACUAGUUCACAGUUUUCCUCCCUUAAAUAACGCUUGACAUGUAAAUCUGCCUCUGUGUCUUCACUUUUUUUGCCUUCUCCUCCUUGAAGUGAAGAUUAUUUUUAAGGGACCUUCUUGAUAAAUCCAUUAAAUACAGGGUACUGGAUACUAACUACAUCAACCUCGUGGGCUUCAGACUCUCCUGGGUUUUACAGACACUUUUCUCGACUUUUACCGCAUUGCCUCGCGUACUGUAGGUCAUGUCGGACAGAAGUAGCCCUGUUUAUGACAGCAUGUUGCUUUGGUGUUGACACAAUUAGCCCCGGUUUUUUCAUACACUGUAUAUUUUGUAUGUGACUUGCUGCACAUAAAUAAAGCAUAAGGACGCAGGACACACCCAUAGAUGAAUUUUAAAGGAAAAAUCCACACAGUGUAUCUUCAGUCUGUGAUGAAUUGUUGCAAUUUUGGCUUCUCCUUAAUCUUAUUUGUCGAUUCCGGUUGCUCAUUUUCACGUGGCCUCUGUCUGCAGAUUCUGUCGCUCUACUGGAAACAUUAAAAACACACGCCACCAAAAACCCCAAAACGGACCCAGAAAUGUGAGCUGCAUUACCAAAAGCUUGUUGUUUUUCAUGUGGAUUUUUCCUUUAAGGGUCAGUCAUAAGUAGGGCUAGGAUAAACUGUGAAUUAGACAUGCAGAAUUAGCAGGUGGCCAUUAAGGUAGCAUGGAGGCCAGUGGGCAGAAGUGACAAGUGAGGGAAGGAAGUGUGCACAGAGCGAGAGGCUCUGAGAAGAAACUUUGAACAUCACACUCCUCUAAGUGGGAGGAAAUCAGCUGAUUGUCCUCCAAUUGUUUCAACGUUUGAAGCCCCGUUUCACACCCACGAUCAUCCGACUUAUUGUAUUUUGAGACUUGUGCUUCAUGUUUAGCUGAACGGUUGCCUUAGUAGGGUCCCCAGCUGAUUUAAAGCUGCUCAAAAUCCUCUGUAGGUUUUUGGACAAGUUAAAAGUGAAGACGGUUGGAUUUUGGGUACUGUUGGAAGAAUCUGAAUCUUUGGACCUCUGUCGGUUUGCUUACUCAUUGCAGAGACAAAUACGCAACUUAAACUGGAUCAUUACUUCAUCCUAGAAAUGAAUUUUUUUUAAACAAAUGACAAGGCUUCAUGUUAGACUCACUCCGUUUUAAAUCGUAGAAUCCAUCCUGCAGCUGUAUGAAGGAGAAAACCCCGGUUUCUCUCUUCCACCUGAACUCGUCUCUUUGAUCCUGCUCUCAGCGACGGCGGUGCCUUCACUGUCCGAGGUGGAGCGGCAGAGACGCUUUCACUUGUCUUGAUCAUCUGUGAAAAAGCAAAGAAGGCAAAAAGUCACACGUUCUAAUAGCAGUGUUACAAAACCACUCCAGACGGCGUGAACUAAGCGGCAUAUUUUUAACUCUGACUUAGUUUUUAGUCUUGUUUCUGCAAUUUUUAUUAUGUAACCCUUCAGAUAAGUAUGAGACUGCAGUGGUUUUUAAAUUGUAAUGCACACCUUAUGUUGAAAAUGUUUACAGAAGCAAUUGUUUUGUUAAACCAAUGUGCAUCGAUAUGAAUAUUUAUGGUUUAUUUUGAGGGCAGUUUUUCCCUGUUUUUUGUAUUUUGUAUUAUUCCCUUUUUGUACUAUCAUUUAGACGUUUGUGUACAGGAAUAAUCAACUUCUGCUCAUGAGUUACACAAGUCUAGAGUGUGAUUUCACUGAUUCCUCUCCAUCCUGCAUCGUGCACAGUGUGCCCCUGGCUGCAUGGCAGCGUGGAUCAAAUGUUUUCUACCACCCACCCAGGUGCCAGGUGACAUGUUUCCCCUCAGACGUCUCUCUGCCAUGCCUCUCUAAUUUAUGUCCUCUCUGUGUGUGCUAUGGGAAUUACUGUAUUUUCCUGAAGGUCUUUUUUUUUCCAUUGAAUAAAAUCAGAAGUAAUUUACA